Messenger RNA from Seminavis robusta, 552 nucleotides. The record is from the annotation of a GenBank genome assembly. NCBI's taxonomy places the organism in Eukaryota, Bacillariophyta, Bacillariophyceae, Naviculales, Naviculaceae.
AUGGUGGAUUGGAUCGCUCCAGCAAUGUUGCGUUCAAAGUCCAGUUCGAGCGAAUUCAUAUCAAUAAGGCCUCCCCCAAUCUUCCUCGGAUACACUGUUAAUGAAGCAACCCAUGUCCGUGGCGAGAAAAAAAUGGACUCCAUGUCGAUGUUCCCGCCAUUCCAGCAGUCUGGGUCCGGAAGGCAGGUGUCGUGUGGGAUCUUCAGGUGGAUUCGAUUCGAUUCCUCCAACCGAAUCCGGUACGUCUCCGAGCAAGUCACGGUUUUGCGUAUUGCUGUUCAUCGUCUGAGUGCAGUAGUACCUUUGGCACAAUCGGCGACAGUCCACUCUGUGGUAAUGAUAAGGACAUUGUCAUCACUAUGGAUUGCCUCGAUAAAAUAUUCUUCAGGGAAGCAGCUCAGCUUGCGGAACAACUCCUCCACUUGGUUUUUGCAGAUCCAUUUUCAUUUUGGCAGGCUACUGAUCGAUGGACCUUUGAAGCGGUCUGCGGGGAUCCCCUGCGCCUUCAGAACAAAACGUGUGUUCUUACAUUGGAUGCUACCACGACAAUAA